Messenger RNA from Stegostoma tigrinum, 1084 nucleotides. It is a transcript of the gene dctn6, whose product is annotated as dynactin subunit 6. Gene Ontology annotation, biological process: mitotic spindle organization. The transcript has 7 exons. NCBI's taxonomy places the organism in Eukaryota, Metazoa, Chordata, Chondrichthyes, Orectolobiformes, Stegostomatidae. Bases 36 to 644 code for a protein of 202 amino acids. Gene Ontology annotation, cellular component: dynactin complex. The record is from RefSeq and is a predicted model, not a curated record. Gene Ontology annotation, molecular function: dynein complex binding.
GCGAUACCAGCGUGUGCCGUUGCUGGUUGGUGCGCAUGCGCACUGACACGAUGAGUGGCAAGAUGGAGAUUUUGUCUGGAAAACAAACCCAGAAAAGUGUAAAAAUUGCUGCUGGAGCUGUUGUCUGUGUUGAAAGUGAAAUCAAGGGAGAUGUAACUAUUGGACCAAGGACUGUAGUGCACCCCAAGGCUCGUAUUAUUGCGGAAGCAGGACCAAUCAUCAUAGGUGAAGGGAACCUGAUUGAAGAACAAGCUCUUAUUACAAACAGCUAUCCAGAAAACCUUGUGCCUCAGAAGGAAGAUAUUGAACCUAAAGUUAUGACUAUUGGAACAAACAAUGUUUUUGAAGUUGGAUGUUUUGAAACUUUGAAGAUUGGAGAUAACAAUGUAAUAGAAUCUAAAGCAUUUAUAGGUAGAAAUGUGAUCCUAACAAGUGGCUGUAUUAUUGGAGCAUGUUGUCAAGUAAACUCCUGUGAAGUUAUUCCUGAGAACACUGUUAUCUAUGGGGUAGACUGUAUGCGGAGAGUGCAGUCAGAACGGCCACAGCCACAAACUCUGCAGCUAGACUUCCUGAUGAAAAUCUUGCCAAAUUAUCAUCACUUGAAGAAAACCGUGAAAGGAAGUACAACUCCAGUAAAAAGCUGAAUGGCACCAGAUCCUGCUUCUACAGUGGAAUCAAUGCAUUGAUUUGGUGAUAAGCAUUGUCACUUUUAAGCAGUAAUUUGUACUACAAUAACUUAUUCACUGCAUAAAACUAAUGCCCUCUGCAAUAAAAUGAAAAUAGGUUAAUACUUCAUAAGUAAUUUUUGAAUUUCAUCAAUUAUCUUUGUAUCCUUGUUUUUCUAUAGAUUUUACAGUUUUUUUUAGAAAAUGAGAUGAUCAUACAGAUGAUCUUAGUUAUGAAUAAAGGAUUGGUUUUAAUGUCAAAACUACUACACCUCACACUAAAAUAUUGAGCUGGUCGCCUAGAAUUUUCUCUGAAUUAAAUGUUAUUUUAAGGGUGCUGCAGGAGCAUGGGGAAAAGUUUAACUUUUGGAAUUGAAUGCAUUGGAGUUCAGCGGAAUAUUAAACAUGAUUUAAACUUA